AUGCGGAGAUCACCCUCUUUCUUAGGUGUUAUAGACAAUGAGGAGUUCCGAACGAAUCCCUCUCGGGCUGCAGCGUUCCGUGCGUUUGCAGGGAAGCUGGCGCCGCGCCACCAGCAGGUGGUGUCGCGGCUGUCGGGGGGCGCGGGGGGCGCGGGGGGCGCGGGGGCGGGGGGCGCGGGGGGCGCGGGGGCGGCAGCGGGGGCGGGGCGCGGGGCGCUGCCGGGGGCGGGGCACGCUCGGGAACUGCUCGCAGCCUGUCUGCGAACCGAGCCGAGAGCCAGGCCCCCGGCGGCGACGCUCCUCAGACACAAAUACUUCACAGUAGACGGCUUUGCUGAUAGUUUCAACGCCGAACUGAGAACAAAGCUCGGCAAAGAUAUCCAGGAUAACAACAGGUCAAGAACGAACAGCACAGCCGCAGAAUCGCUCAUCGAUUACAACUACACUCCGAGUACGGAACCGCAGUUGGAGGCCGCGCCGGCAAGUAACAAACAUUCCUCAGUCAUCACGACCCCAACGUCUGAUAGCGACGAGGCGGUCGUGACGCUGCCAGCUCCGAGGCCAACUAUUCCUCGCUCUUUGGCACGCGUCGUCAAUGAAACCUUCCAGGUCGAUUGGGUUAACAGCAAGCUGGUGAUGGAUGAAGACCUGCUAAGGGGCCGCGUCAACAAAAAGGCGAACAGGAACCACGCACCAGAUUUCUCUUUGCCGUACGUCGCCGGAGCUAGCAACAGCCCUGUCAAGAAGGCGAAGAAGCCUUUUAUUCAGCACAAUGUAAAAUCCUGCGACGCGUGGGACGCAGUACGCUUUAACGGAACAGACGUGAGCCUAAACUCGAAGACCAACCUCCCCUACAUG
Iphiclides podalirius (scarce swallowtail) is the source of this 858-nucleotide messenger RNA. NCBI's taxonomy places the organism in Eukaryota, Metazoa, Arthropoda, Insecta, Lepidoptera, Papilionidae. The record is from the annotation of a GenBank genome assembly.